CAUCACACUGUGGGGCGAAAAAAAAAAUAGAUUGUCGUACAAAUUUAGCGAGGAUUAAUGUGACCGGAGCUGGAGGAGGAUGCUACAGAAACUCAGCGCGGUGGACUGUGGACGUUCAUUUUGGAUUUUAGCAGCCAAAGUUUGACGCAAUUCUUCCCUGGAUAAUCGAGAAUAGGCUGGAGUGUCAUCGUGGAAGUAUUUUCCAAGGAAAAUAGAGAUAUCAUCAACUUGGACUUGGGGGCAUUCUGAGAAAGUUGGUAAAACAUUUAAAGCAAGUUGUGAGCAGUAGCUGACGGUUUUCCAGAUGUCUCUGCUGAUGCAGACAGCGGCUGUCUAAUGAAACACAUUCACACCCCAAAGAAAGAAAAGUAGCACUUUUCUGUAUGUCUUGCAGCUUUGUGGAAUUUGCGGAAUACAUGACUUUAUUCUUCGUUCUCCACAGGGGUCUUUCAGGCAACACUCUUAUCAGAAUAACGGGAUUUCUAAACUUUGCAUGCUGAAAAAAACGACUCGUCGAAGUUUCUGGAUAUGGACGGACACCGAGGAGACAAAAUAAAGGGGCCGUUUUAGUACAUAAGAGUCAGACGUUAUAAUGAAAAUGUAAUUUGGGUGAAAUCGUCGGAACUCGUAAGGGAAGCCUCAAUGAGUGGCACACAGUCAACACUCACUGACAGGACCCCAAGCAUUCUCAACAAGGACCCCACAGACAAGAAACCCAAGAAUGAGAAGUCCUCUGUCUCCCUCAAACAUGAGUUUGACCCCACAGGUCUUGUCCAGCGGUGUGUGAUAAUCCAGAGAGAUGAAAAUGGCUUCGGACUGACCGUAAGUGGAGACAACCCUGUGUUUGUGCAGCUGGUAAAAGAAGAUGGAGCUGCAAUGCGGGCUGGCGUUCAGACAGGGGACCGUAUCAUUAAGGUUAAUGGGACCUUAGUUACACAUUCAAACCACAUAGAGGUUGUGAAGCUGAUCAAAUCGGGUUCCUAUGUAGCCUUGACAGUGCUGGGGAGGCCUCCUGGGCUUCCUCACAUCCCACUGGAGGAGGAUGAGGAGGGAGAAAAGAAGGAGGAAGGAGCAGAGGUCAGCCCACCCACCUCUUUCUCACCUCAGUCAGGUGGGGAGCACUGCAGCCCUCAGGAGCACAUCACCUCCUCUCUGCCUGAUGGGGAUGAGAACAAAAUUAUGCACAAUCAGAAGGCUGACUUGCUGCAGAAGAUGCUAACCAAGGAGCAACAGGACCUGCAGGCAAAGGAGGAGGAGUACAGCAGAAACCCUCGGCCUAAACUACUGAAGGAGGUCCAGGAGGCCAAGAGGCACAUUUCAUUGCUGCAGGAUCAGCUCAGCAAAGCAGCAGCACCAUCACAGGAUGGAGCCACAGGGACCAGGAAUGGUGAGGUAGAGGAGGUGGACGGUUGGGCUCCUCUGAGGGAGCAGACUCCACCCCGGGGUGAUAACGUUAACAACGGGCUCUUGACCAACAAUAACUCUAUGCAGAGCAGCCCCCUGACAGAGGGUCCUGGCAAAAGAGAGACGCCCUGUCAGAGCCCGGACAUCAGCCGCAGAGACAGCCUCAACUUCUGCCCUUCGCCUGAUACUGACGACACCCCUGACACAGACUCUAGUGCUCAGUGCAUUGUGAGUGGCCCUCCCUAUCUCCUCCACCCCCAGAUCAUCGGAGCAGAAGAUGACUACUUUGAUUCUCAGCAAGAGCAGAUUAAUGGGCUUUGUAGCUGUUUCCAGAGUAUAGACUUGCUGAAGACUCGGCCAGCCCACCUUGCAGUCUUCCUCCAUCAUGUUGUCUCACAGUUUGACCCUGCACCUUUGCUCUGUUAUCUCUAUUCUGACAUGCACAAGCAAACCAGCUCUAAAGAAAGCAGACGCUUCUUCAUUGAGUUCCACUCACUCUUUAUGGAUCGGACAGCAAAUCUUAAAGUACCAGUGCCAGAGACAGUAGCAGCUGAACUUGAGAAGCGGAGGCUGGAGUUAAUUCCAGAGGAGCUCUGCAAACAGUACACCCAGACGUUACAGGACUCACUUUUACCAGACCUACACAAGAACCUGGAGGACUUCAGACAGAAGCGCAGCAUGGGUCUGACUCUGGCUGAGGACGAGCUGUCCAAGCUGGACUCAGAGGGAGAAAGAGACCAACAGGCUGUGGAAAAGGAGUGCUCCUGUGCUGAACACAUCCUCUCCAAGAUAGAGGAUAUCCUGUUGACGUCACAGCCCACAGAAGAGGAGAAGUGCCAAACAAUGCAGUAUGUGAUCCUCACCUAUAUGAAGCAUCUCGGGGUGAAAGUGAAGGAGCCUCGAGGCCUCGAACAUAAACGAGCACGGAUCAAUUUCCUGCCUAAGAUUAAGAAGAGUAUCAAGCCUGAGAAGGAGGGCGAGGAAAAGGUGGAAAAGGUGAAAAAGCCUCGGUUUCCCAGCAUCCUCGGCCCGCCUCGGCGUCUGAGCAGAGUGGACUCCACUUCAAUCGGUAAAGCCGUGGAGUUGAACAAGCAGCGCUCACCAAAGCAGCUCUCUCAGCCAGCCUUUGGCAUCCCUGAGCAGCCUGACUCCUCUGCCUCCAAUUCUGGACGGAGCCGUGGUAAUCAGCUCAGUGAGGGAUCGGAUGCAGGCACACAAUCUUCUCCCUCCACCACCACCUCCCCUACACACAGCUCACCCAGCGGGCAGGCCUCAGAUACUAGUGGACAAGACUCCGACUCCAAUAUGUCCCCAUUCUGCAUCCUGCCGAGACUGGGCGAGGGUCCACAGCCUGGCGACCACCAGGACGGCGUCUCCACUCCAAACAGCACUCAGUUUGACUUCAGCCCCUCCAACCUGGAGCAGUUACAGGAGGAAGACCAGGAGACUUUCAGUAGGAUGGAGGUGCAGUGUCCGGUGAGUUCAGGGGAAAUCCAGAGCGAAGACGACCAGGGAGGGGAGAUGGAGUGUAUAGAAAACCCUCAGAACUGGCAGAGUCUGGUCAGUCGAGACGUCCUGGCGACUUUAACGCCGCAGGAGAUUAAACGGCAGGAAGUCAUAAAUGAGCUAUUCUACACUGAGCGUGCACACUUGCGGAUGCUGAAGGUGUUGGACUGUGUUUUCUGCCAGAGGUUGAACAGAGACGGUAUCCUCCCCCCUGAGGACAUCAAACACAUAUUUAUAAACCUGGAGGAAAUCAUUCAGCUGCAUGUUUCUUUAACAGAGCAAAUGAUAGCAAUCAGGAAGAGGAGUGAGACGUCGGUGAUCGGUCAGAUCGCAGAUGAUCUCCUGUCGUGGUUCAGUGAGGAAGAAGAGGAGAAGAUAAUACGAGCAGUGGGAACUUUCUGCAGUAACCAGCCGUCUGCACUGGAGAUCAUCAAGAGCAGGCAGAAGAAAGACCAGCGGUUCACGUUAUUCAUGCAGGAAGCUCAGAGCAACCGUCUGUGCCGCAGGCUGCAGCUUAAAGACAUCAUUCCUGUAGAAAUGCAGAGAGUCACCAAGUAUCCACUCCUACUGGACAAUAUUGCCAAGUACACAGGAGAUGGUGAAGAGAGGGAAAAGGUAAAGAAAGCUGCAGAGUGUUGCAAAAAGAUCCUCAACCACGUCAACCAGGCUGUCAAAGAGGCUGAGAACAAACAGAGGCUAGAGGACUAUCAGAGAAGGUUAGACCUUUCAUCACUCAAACAGAGUGAAAACCCCAUGAUCCUGGAGCUGAGGAAUCUGGACCUGACCAAGAGGAAGAUGGUGCAUGAGGGACCUCUGUCCUGGAAAGUCAAUAAAGACAAGACAAUUGAACUGUACACAAUCCUCCUGGAGGACAUACUGGUUUUACUACAGAAACAGGACGAGCGUCUGGUCCUUAAAUUUCACGGCAAGAAUCCCGCCAGUGCUGCUGACACCAAACACAUCUUCAGCCCCGUCAUCAAGCUCAACACUGUCCUGGUUCGGCCAGUGGCAACUGACAACAAGUCUUUUUUUGUCCUGUCCAUGUCGGAGAACGGGGCUCAGAUCUACGAGCUGAUGGCUCAGACGGUGUCUGAUCAGAGAGCGUGGCAGUGUCUGAUCACACAAUGUGCUGAUGCCAUGAAGGCCAAACCUCACAGCAGAGACAACACACCUCCAGCCCAGACUGAUGCUGAGCGGGACGCUAUUGAGAUCAUCAAACACGGGAUGCCGAAGACGAGCAAAGAUCCUAACGGCACAUCAAGUGGAAGCAUCCUUUCUUCAGAUAAAGAUGCCGCCUCUUCUCCAGAUAUUCAAGCUCCACCGAGUAUUAAUCCAUUUGAUGACAUGAAAUCUGAAGACGAGGAAGAGGAGCUGGUUGUGGCAGACAGACCGGAGGAAGAGGAGGAGAAUGAAGAGGUGGAUGAAGCAGAACUUGAGGCUUUCCUGGACGGGCAGCUGGCAGAAGGAUUGCCUUUCCUGCAGGAGGAAGAAUCACGUCAGGCCGAUGCCGUUGAAAUCCAAGAGCACAACUCAUUCGGCAUACCCUCCUCCAAAGGCGAAGAUGCUCUCAGGACAUUGGCGAUGCUGAAGCAGGCUCUUUUCAACCACAUGAUGAACAGAGAGGCAGAGGAGGAGAAAGAGGAGACACAGGAGACCAAGCAGAGUGCGGCCCCUGGUUGUCAGCUGAGUGCCUCUUUGCCUGGGAGCCCCGAGGGGCCCUCUGAGAGCCGAGUAUCUACAAAUUCACAGAAAGAAAACUCUCAGCUCCCUUCAGGACCCACAGAGCUUUCAGAGACGACUCAGCCCAACGGUGGUUUUGUUGUUCUGGAUUUCUGCGAGGAAAGCACCACCGAUGAUGAUGGGGGAGUAGGAGGUGACGUGGGUAUCGACAUGAGGAAACUGCUGUCCUCCUCCUCACAGGCAGGGGGCGCUAGCGGACCCAACCUCAGCAGGCAGCUCAUGACCCACCUACGUCUCCUACAGGCCGACCUGCAGUAUCUGAAGGAGGUGGAGAUGAAGUAUAACGAGCUGCGACAAACACACAGUGACACCGCUACUGACUCCGAUGACAACAAUGAUGGGAUUCAGUGAUGAAAGACUUCCUGCUCUGAGUUUCAUGCCAGUACAUGAAUACUUUCUUCUGGAUGAAUCUUCGACUAUUUAACACUGGUGUUGCCGAUAAUGGAGGCUUAUUGUCAGAUCUCCCACUUCAGGCAUGAUGGAAGUGGAAGAUGUUAUCAUCAGUAUUACAAAUGUUUCACUACAAACUCUUAAUCCUCCUGAGGAGAGACUCUGUGGAAUAACCUGAGGACAAUUCAGUCGCUUUUUUGCUAUAAUAAUAAUCAGCUGCAUAAGUUAUCUUAAACACUGGAGAUAUGAAAUGGAAAAAAGAGUGUGUGAAGUCACACACAUGUACAUUCAAAGCAACAUGAAGACAGCAACCAGAAUGAUUCUCUGAGGAUCAACAAGGUAGAUUGUGUUGUUCAGGACUCACUGCUGUAAGCUUGAUAUAAAAGUCAGCAAUCACAAAUAAGAGACAACCUCUACUGUAUAUAUACAGUUCAUCGUGCCACAUAGUUUACAUAUUUAAAGAUGAAGAAACUUCCUUAACUGUUGAAUGCCAAAAUCUCCUUCUACUGUUUUUUUUUUAAAUUUGGCUAUAAAGAGGCUGUAUCAUCCAUUCCCACCCUUCCUAAAGGUCUCUUUAAGUACUUUAUGUUGUAUGUAUUUAGCCUAGCUUAGCAUAAAGUGAAAUUGAGGAGGAACAGCUACAUGGAACCAGGCUAAAUGAAAAGAAACCUACCAGCUCCUUUUUAUCCGUAAAAAUUAGAAAUAUUGGCUGACUCUACACAGCCGAAGAGUCUUGGGGAUCUUUUUAUUUCUGUGGUGAGUGCCUCUUCAUGGACCUGGAUAUAGUUCUCAAAGCGGAGCAGAGGAGAGGAGAGAACCACACACUAAUGUGCUAUGAGUUUUAUGGAGUGCACUGCCCCCGAACUCCAUUAAAAAAAUGCAUUUUAAAUGCAACAUUGCUUGACAACAACCAGUUAUAUGCUAAUUUAGGCUUAAAGUACUCUGCCUAAUUUGGCAUGCAGUUAACACCAAGUGUUGAUUCUGUUGUUCUUCACCAUGGUUUUAGAAGACAUGUGCGUCAGGCUUAUUUUCUUUUAAAUAAGAGCCAUGUGGUGGAUCUAAUUUAUGUGAAGAGUUGUCCAUGUAGAUUUUAAAAAGUAACUGAUGAAUUAAACUGAUUUAAAGACACUUUAAAGUGUUAAAUUUGAAAAAACAGAAUUUGGAUGGAAUUGCGACCCGACUCCUACCUGCCGCCCUAAUUAACUUUAGGGAAAUAAUUAUGCAAAACGUCCAGCAUGUAACCCCCACAAAAAAAAGGGAUGAUACAUUUACGUGUCUAUAAGUAUUAUUGUAAUUAGUGAGUUUUAGAGUUGUUUAUUGGUGUAUUUUUAAAGCUUGAACAGAGCCAGGCUAGCUGUUUCCCCUUACAUCCAGCCUUUGUGCUAAGCCCGGCUAAACACGAUAGUGAUAUUUGAUCUUCUCGUCUCACUCUUGGAAAAAAGCACAUAAGCAUAUUUGUCAUAAAUGAUUGUAAGAGGGUUGUGCACACCCAUCUCCAUCAUACCUUUCCUGUUAUUGUUAUGUACUGUAAACAGUCUUCUAGGUUUGAAUGUCUGAGCAAAGAGUAUACACAUAAAAUGUCUUUAAAAUCACGGAUUUUAAAUUUCCUAUAGCACUUGAAUGUAGCAUUAUAUAUAUAAUAUAGCAAACAAAGAUCGAGACCACUGUUAAUUUGUUGGUAAGUCAUUAUGAACAGGCAAACAACACAGAAGGAUGAACACACAGAUGGAAAGGAGACCUCUGUAACAUGUUUGUUUUAAAGAAACUGUCGUUCAAAUGGAGAUUGGCAUUGUGCAGUGAGGAAACAGAUUUGGCUUUUUUUUUCUUUAGAUCAUAUUUGUUGUAACAGGCGUGCUUACUAAUGAAUGCACAUAGAAAUACAAUCUUACAGCAAUCUUUGGCAAAAUCUUGUUUUGCUUCAGGCCUCCAUCAGUAAAUCUGCAGCUAUAAAAAAAACCCAUUAUAAACAUUUUGUGUAACUCCUGGAGUACAAUACAAGAUAGAUGCUGCAAGUUUUUCAGAGUUUGUGCACAUGUGAAUUUAUUGAAUUGAACUGUAUUUUAGACUUCAUUUGAAUUUGUAUUCCACACCUUUUUUUAAAUUUUGCGUGUCAUCAAACACUAAAAACUACUUCAGCCUCUAUUCCUCUGAAGAACUGUGAGGAGGUUUUUCCCCAAUGUCAAUACUGCAACAAGCUACUAGAAAUAUUCAGCCUUUGAUGAGAAAACAGGUCGGUGUCAAACCUCUGCACUUCACUCUAAUAGUUGGACUGAAAAUAAUCAGAUAUUCUCUAGCCACAAGACUGCACAGAUUACAUAAUGGCUGUUAUUUCUGGAUUAAAUGUAUGAUAUAUGAAAUAUUAAAAAGAGAAAAAAAAGAAAAGCUGAAAUUAGGACAAAAAAGAUUAUGGACUGUUUUCAAUGUAAAGGAAUAUAAUGUACAAUAAUUACUGUAUAUCAAAA
Messenger RNA from Centropristis striata (black sea bass), 7502 nucleotides. Its product is annotated as rho guanine nucleotide exchange factor 12-like. Lineage: Eukaryota; Metazoa; Chordata; Actinopteri; Perciformes; Serranidae. Gene Ontology annotation, cellular component: cytoplasm. Gene Ontology annotation, biological process: Rho protein signal transduction; G protein-coupled receptor signaling pathway. The transcript has 38 exons. Gene Ontology annotation, molecular function: G protein-coupled receptor binding; guanyl-nucleotide exchange factor activity. The coding region runs from base 643 to 5001 and encodes 1452 amino acids. The record is from RefSeq and is a predicted model, not a curated record.